UGUUAGAAUCUGGGAACAGCUCGUGUCCGUAUAUGUGUAGGCAUAUAUAAGCUCUACAACAACCAAAAGUUAUUACUUGGUAGUUGUAGAUUCAUUUCAAAGUUGAAACAACAUUGUUGUUAUUGAGGCCAAGUAUUUCUGAUGGAAGUGAUCAACAAUUUUGUGAGUCUGAAGUCACACAUAGAUGGUUCGCCGCAAGAAAGUGAUUUUGAAAUCUUAACUGAAACACUUCCUUUGUCGGUUGUGGCUGGAUCCAAAGAUGUGCUAGUGAAAAACAUGUAUGUGUCUAUUGAUCCGUACCAGUUGAACCGGAUGAAGAGUCUCAGCUCCUCGCAGACCAGUGGUUCAAGUUAUGCAGUCGGUGUCACACUUGGCCAGGCCAUUGAUGCUUAUGGUGUCGGCAAGGUUGUAGCUUCCGGUCAUCCUGAUUUUGAGAAGGAUGAUUUGGUUAUUGGACUAAUCAGCUGGGGAGAGUAUAGCAUUGUGAAAGAGGGGAGCAUUUUGAACAAACUGAACUCACUGGGAUUUCCCUAUACGUACCAUGUUGGUAUCUUAGGAUUCAGUGGACUUACAGCCUAUGCUGGUUUCUUUGAUGUAUGCAAACCUAAGAAGGGGGAGAAAGUGUUUGUAUCCGCUGCUUCUGGUUCCGUAGGCAAUCUAGUUGGACAAUAUGCAAAGCUUCUCGGAUGCUAUGUUGUUGGCUGCGCUGGUACCCAGAAAAAGGUGGAUUUGUUGAAAAGUAAACUUGGAUUCGACGAAGCGUUUAAUUACAAAGAAGAAGGAGAUCUGAAAGCAGCUCUGAAGAAAUACUUUCCAGAUGGCAUAGACAUAUAUUUCGACAAUGUGGGAGCAGAAAUGUUGGAGGCAGCAGUUGCUAACAUGAACUCAUUUGGCAGAGUUGCUGUGUGUGGUGUGAUAUCUGAAUACACAGACAAAGCAAAACGUGCGGCGCCUGAUAUGAUAGACGUUGUGUACAAACGAAUAACUAUCAGAGGAUUCUUGGCCGGAGACUACAUGUCCUUGUUUCCGGAAUUUAUGACAGCAACAACUGAUCACCUUCAGACUGGAAAAAUGCAUGCACUUGAAGACAUUUCACAAGGUCUAGAAAGUGUUCCAUCAGCUUUUGCAGGGAUUUUUCGUGGCGAUAAUGUUGGGAAGAAGAUUGUUCAAAUCGCGGAGGAGUGAAAAGUUUGGUAUCUUGAGGAACCUUCUACUUUAUAGUCUCUACAGUGUUUUGUAUUGUUAAUUGCAGAGUUUGAUUCUCCAACUGAACCUGUAUUUUACCAAAAACGGCUAAAAGGUCUAAUUGUUCUAAAUUCUCUGCCAAUACCAAAUAUGAUAGAAAUAUCACGUGAAUGUUUGGCUACUA
This is a messenger RNA of Daucus carota subsp. sativus, 1369 nucleotides long. Its product is annotated as 2-alkenal reductase (NADP(+)-dependent). Gene Ontology annotation, molecular function: oxidoreductase activity, acting on the CH-CH group of donors, NAD or NADP as acceptor. The record is from RefSeq and is a predicted model, not a curated record. The coding region runs from base 142 to 1185 and encodes 347 amino acids. NCBI's taxonomy places the organism in Eukaryota, Viridiplantae, Streptophyta, Magnoliopsida, Apiales, Apiaceae. The transcript has 4 exons.